AGUAAUUUCUCUCUCCCUUUAAGCAGAGAAAUGAAAGGAAGUCAGUUUCUGGCAGCUCUGGGGUUUAGCAGAUUUACAUACAGUUAAAUUUGAUCCUACAUGUAAAAGUCUCUGAAGUUUUAAAGAUUAGACAUUAUAUUUUUUACAGAACGAAGUAGGGAAUUUGCUUUAUCCUAGACACCACGUAAGGAAUUUCCUUUGGGAAACAAGGAAAUGAGCAUUGCCACACACUUUGGAUCCUGCUCCAAUAUGAGAUUCUGUUCCAGAAUAUCUCCUGGAUCAGUUCGUCCUGUUUUGGUUCUGUUUUUAGUCAAACAGGUCAUAGCCUCUCUGCUGCUGAAAACAACAACUAACUGGUUUAACUAUAAAAAAGAAUGCUUGAAAAUGUUACAAGAAACGACAGUAGAAACUGGAAUAUAUUGUAAUGGGACAUUUGAUCAGUUUGUUUGCUGGCCUAAUUCACCUCCAGGAAAUAUAUCUGUUCCUUGUCCUUCAUAUUUGCCAUGGCUGGAAAAUGGAAGUGCAGGAAAUGUAUACAGAGUCUGCUUAGACCAUGGAAUUUGGCAAAAAACAGAAAACUCAACACAUAUUUGGCGGGAUAAUUCUGAAUGUUUUGAGAAGAAUUACUUCAAACAAAAAGAAGAAGAACACAUGUUACUAUCCUCACUACAGCUAUUGUACACUGUAGGACAUUACUUUUCCCUCAUCUCCCUCAUAUUAGCUCUACUUAUACUUCUUCUGCUCAGAAAACUUCAUUGCACUAGAAACUACAUCCAUAUGAAUUUAUUUGCUUCAUUUAUAUUGCGAGCCAUAGCUAUUCUUAUUAAAGAUGCCAUUUUCUACAACACCUAUUCAAAAACACCUAAUAAUGAAACUGGAUGGCUAUCCUACUUCAGUUCUGAGAUUUCAACCGUUUGCAGGACGGCACAGUUUUUCAUGCAUUAUUUUGUUGGUACAAAUUAUUUUUGGCUUUUGGUAGAAGGAAUUUAUCUCUACACAUUAUUGGUGACUGCAGUACUCCCCGAUAAACAACUACUAAAGACAUAUACUGUGAUUGGAUGGGUUGUUCCAGUUCUCUUUGUGGCCCCCUGGGGAAUAAGUAAAUCAAAGUUAGAGGAUACAGGGUGCUGGGGAAUAAAUGAACACAUGGGAAUCUGGUGGAUCAUCCGAGGACCAGUGUUGUUUUCCAUUUCAGUUAAUUUCUGCAUCUUUCUAAAAAUUCUGAAGUUGUUAAUUUCCAAACUCAAAGCCCAGCAAAUGAGCUUUCAUGAUUACAAGUACAGAUUGGCAAGGUCUACUCUUGUGUUGAUACCAUUGCUGGGAAUCCAUGAAGUUGUCUUUACAUUUAUCGCAGAUGAACAAGUAGAAGGAUUUUCAAGACACAUAAGAGUCUUCAUUCAAUUAACAAUGAGCUCCUUUCAUGGGUUCCUUGUAGCAGUUUUAUAUUGCUUUGCUAAUGGAGAGGUGAAGGCAGAACUGCAGAAGCAAUGGUCUCGUUUCCUGCUAGCUGAUCCUUUUGGCUGUUGGCAAUGCUUCCUUGGGGAAAACAUCAAAUACCUAGGGAAAUAUUCAAAGAAGCCAAAGAAGCAGCACCAGGCCAGCAACCAGUUUUACCUAGAAAUAAGUGAACCCUGCAGUAUGCAGUUACAGCAGACGUUGGUAAAGAGGACAGCAGAUAUUAACCCAGAGCCAGGCCCUGCAGUCCACCGAAACCCCAGAUUUAGCAUGUCCGACAGCAGUGAAGGAGAAGUCACUAGUGGAGAGACAACCGAGGAAGUCUUUGAAGAAAGUGAGAUUUAGAAGGGUUUUUUUCUGUCAAAGGACAACAUAAUAUCUACAUCUUUAGAAGAUACCUCUUUCUGUUUUUACUAUGAAGUAAUAUUCAACUCUGUCUGGCCCCUUUCCCAAAAUAUUUCUUAAUUACAGGAGGGAUAUAUAAGCAGAGCAUUAGCACUCCUACAGACCUGGUGGUAAGAAGUAAAAAAAGCUUAAUUUCAGUCUACAUGAUGCUUAAAAGAAAAAGAGGGCUGUUGGUACUGGUGAAUCCACUCAUCAUGAGGAGCUAGCUAUAUUCUAGAUUGGGCACAUGGCAGAUUUACCAUAUCAUUCUUAUGGCUUUAUCUGCAUAUUUCUAUUAUGGUAAUCAUUUAAUGGAGAAGAGAAUUUUCUUUUGAUCCCAUAUAUAUAUCAUAACUAGCUUUGUGAAUGCGUUUUUUUGUUCACUGGACAAACCAAAAUUAAAAAAGAAGAUUCAGGUCAACUCAAAACAAAUAGUUUUGAUUUUUGGGAGAAACACAUAAUUAAAACAUUAUUUUAAGUCAAACAAAAUGUUUUGUUCAAAACAACAUGCAUGUUUUGGGUUUUAAGGCUUUUCAUACAAGCAUGGAAUCAUAUGGUUGAGAGAGACCUCAAGGGUCAUCUGGUAAAACAAAGCUAGUCUCAAACUCUCUGUAUCAAAUACUUAUCCAGGGUUCUACAGUUUUCCUGCGCUUUCUGUUUCACUGACUUAUUAUUCUAACACUAAGUAAAUUGAUCCUGGGAUCUAAUCUAGAUUUGACUUUGCUGCAAAUCAAAACCAUUGCCAUCUGCCCUGCUUUCAGCAGCAAGGAAGAACAAUUGUUCUCCCAUUUCUUUAAGUUAUCUGUCAAAUCUCCUUUUCUCCAAGCUAAAUAUACCUGUCUCAAUCUUUGCCCGUAUAGCUUGCCUUCCAACACCUUUAUCAUUUUGUUUUUCCUACUUCUGGACCCUUCUCCACAUCCUUAAAAUGUAGAGUCUAGAAGGUGUAGCACCCAACAUUUCUCUGUAGUAAACUUUAUUCUUUUGUCUUUAGUCCCACUCCAAUCUAACUUUUUGAAUUCUACUUCUACUCUCAAAGGAGUUUGUAAUUCUUCCCAUUUUCAUGUAAUCUGUAAAGCUGAUCAGGAAACUCCAUCAUUAAUACACAUGUUAAAUAGCACCAGGCACAGAACACUUCGGAGCCCAGCUCAAAACUUCCUGCUAUUCUGAUGUCAAUCAAUUAAUAAUUAGUCUUUACCUGUGAUUAUUGAGCCAGUUAGCUAUCCAUCUAUUUUUUUGGUAAUUAUAUUUAUUAAUUUUCAUAUUAUAACAAUAACAUAAAACCAACAAAAACGAUAAAAUAUAAACUAAUAAGUAAAAUAAAAUAAGCAAAUCCAAAGCAUUACAAAAUAGAUAAUUAAGCAUACCUUCUAUACAUUUAAUAGAGACUACGGGAAGGGGAGAGCUCGACGAGCUUGACAUUAUAUGCAACCAGCUAACAAAUAUACAUAUACACUUAAAGGACACCAAACCACAAGCAAAUCAACUUAUAAACUUAACAGAAGAUUCAUAUUGCACCAUAUUUCUUCAUAUUGAGCCUAGUUAUGCCUAUCUGCAUAUGCAAUCUAUUCUAUAAUGCAACAUGCACAAAUUCUUUUAACCAUUCCAAGAAUGAAAGAGGAUGGAGACGGUGGCAAAGACAGAACUAGAAGCAAUAGUUUCAAGUUGCAGAAAGGGAAGUUUAGGUUAGAUAUUAGGAAAAACUCCCACUAGAAGGGUAGUGAAGCACUGGAAUGGUUUACCUAGACAGGUGGUGGAGUCCCCAUCCUUCAAGGUUUUUAAGGCCUGGCUCAACAAAGCCCUGGCUGGAAUCAUUUAUUUGGGAAUGGUCCUGGUUUGAGCAGGGGGUUGGACUAGAUGACCUCCCGAGGUCCCUUCCAAACCUAAUUUUCUAUGAUUCUGUAAGGGAAGGUACACUGGGAGUUUUCCAUUUCCUUAAAAUUAACCAUUUAGUAACCAAAUAUAUUAUAGUUAGCCAUCUUUUCAUGGGCACAGACAAUAGUAAUGAAUCCAUAAUCCCCAAUAUGCAUAAAUCUGGUGAUGGCACCAUGUUAAUUUUAAGUAUUUUAGAAUGUGUUGCAUGCAUGCUAAGCCAAAAGCUAGUAAUUUUUGAACAAAAGAAUAAAACACGACUAAGAGAUCCAACCUGGUUUCCACAUCUCCAGCAAUAGCCAUCCAAGGUAGCCCUGUUUUAAAUAGGUUUUUCUGGGCCCCAGAAAGGCUAUUUAAGAUCUUGCUCUGAAAAAAAAUCCUAAAAGCAAUGAAUUAGAUGCUUUACGAAGUGAUUUCCAGAAACUACCCAAAUUCUCAACUGUUAACAAUUUCUGUAAAUUAGGGCUGUGCAAAGCUUUGGUCCCUGAUUCGAUUCGGCGGAGAUUUGGCCUUAUUCAGUGGCUGAAACUCCAAAUCUGAAUCAAAUCAGGAGACCGUUUAAUAUCUCCGAAUUGAAUUGGAACCCUCCGAAUUGAUUUGGAGAGAUUCAGAAAGAUUUGGCGAUUCGGACAUAGAUGCAGCUUAAAAUCUUUUUCUACAUACCGCAAGUUACCAGGCAGCUUGUGAAUGCUGUGAUACUGGGGCAGAUGGAGUGGCCCACAGGAACGCAGGGGGGGGAGGGGGGUCCCCCAGCGUGCUUGGCAGCAGACCCGGAAGUGGACCAGAAGCACUUCUGGUCCACUUCUGGGUCCACCAGGGAACGCGUGGAGGCCCAUAUUCCCUGGCUCAGUGACUGGUGCCUUCUGAGUCUGGGGGGGCACCUGCAACUGAUCACCAAGCCAGAGGGGCAUGGGGGAACCCCACAACACCCUUCCCGGUAGACCUGGAAGUAGAUCAGAAUUACUUCUGGUCCGCUUCCAGGUGUGCCGCUGAGCACAUGGGUGGGGGGAGAGGGGUGGCCCGCACUCCUGUGGACACUCCAUCUGCUCCAGCAUCACAGCAUUCAUGAGACAUUCUUGGUACCAUAAGGUAUGUAGAAAAAACAUUUAAAGCUGUGUCUAUGGCCAAAUACCUGAUUCUCUGAAUCCACAUUGAAUCUUCAGAUUUGGAUUCAGCUGAAUCUAAUCAGGGACAGUGAUCUGAAUCAACGAAUCAAAUUAUUGUCCCUGAUUUAGGCCGAAUCCAAAUUGAAUACAGCCCAUUUCGCAGACCCCUACUGUAAAUCCUUUUCCCAUUUACCUUUAACAUCAACUCUAAGAAAAACUCCUUCAUAGUCAGGGUGUCUAGAUUGUGGAACAAAUUCCCUCCAGAGGUGGUGCAACCACCUACCCUGGAAAUCUUCAAGAGGAGACUGGAUGGUCAACUUGCUGGGUUCACUUGCCUCCAGUUCUCUUUCCUGGCUAGUGCAGGGGGGCUGGACCCAACGAUCUUGCAAGUUCCCUUCUAGCCCCUAACAAUCUAUGAGUCCGCUGGAUAUAAUAUUUUAUUAAACCAUUUGUAUGUAUUACCAACAAAGUGAGAUUUAUCCCUAGAAUACAACACUUCUUUCCAAAUUUGUAUGUGAUAAAUUAUUCCAUAUAUUUCCAUAUGUCUUACUGAGCCAAGCACAAAAUUUUUUUCUAGAAUAUCUCCUGUUCAUGACAUAAAUGAACCAUCACAUAGUAAGUAAUAGCUGCAAGACUACCAUCCUUAAUGAUGGAAUUUAUUGCAGCUAUAUCCUCCCCUCCCCCCCAGAUAUCUGAGAUUCCUUUAUUAUCUUUAAACUUCAAUUGAGGGUGUCCCCACAAAGGAAUAAAGGGAGAUCUUGUUAAAUCUAAAGAUGGUAUGGCUUUGAUUUUCUGCAAUGCACUCCAUGAAGAGUUAAAUACAAUGUUUCAUUUCAGAGGUUUAGGUAAACUCUUAAGAUGUGGAAAUGAGUAUAAUAAUCCAAACUUGGAAGCUAACUUUUCUUCCCUUCUCAACCACAUAGGUUUGUCCCUUAAAAUAGUUUCAUACAUCCAAUAUUUAAAUACCCUCAUAUGAAAAGCCAUAUAAUAUAAAUAGAAAUCUGGGACAUCUACUCCACCAUUGCACCAUGCCCUUCUUGGUCUUUUAAAUUGCCAUAUGAAGGUAAAUAUAAUUUAAUUUCUAUGCUUAAAAACAGAUGCAGGUACUUUCAAGGGCAAUUAACUGAGUAUAUAGUUAAUGGUGGGACACACAUUCAUUUUGAUUAUUUCUGUUCUUCCUAUUAAUGAUAUAGAAAGUGUUUUCUAUCUUUCCACAUCUUUUUAAUAUUAGUUAAGAUUUUAAUCAAUAUUUUUUUGCACCAUAUUGUAAAAAAUAGAGCUUACCUGUAUGCCUAAACAGCUUAUUACCUUACAGUUCCUUAGCUGAGAAUGGAAACAUUUGGAUGGAUCUGCUCUUUGACACAUUCAUAUAAGAGGAUUUAUCCCAAUUGAUGUUAUGGCCUGGCCAAAUGAGUCUGUAAUGGGGCCCUUACCCCACUCCUAAAAUGGGAAGGAAGUGAGGCACUCCUGGCUCAUUCCACCUCCUUCACCUCCCCCCCACUUGACACUUUUUCCUCCCUUACCUUGCUGUGUGUUUACUGAUGUUUCCAUCCCCUGGUAAAGGUCCCUUCCCCAUCCCCUUGCUCUGCUUCAUCUCUGCUUUGUUACAACGUCCAGUAUAUUUGUUUUGUAGACCUUCUUCUUUUUAGAGUCAUGAAUGCCAUCAAGGUCAUGAUCACUCCCUUUCACAUUUCCAUUCACCUUCAGAUUCUCAGCCAUUUCUUAUUUGUCAGAACAAGAUCCACGAGACAAUCUCCUAGCCAUAGCCUCAGUUUUUUUGGAAUGGAAAGUUAUGCUACAUACAUGUUAAGACCUUAUUGGACAUUUGAUGUUUCACUGUUUUUGAAAGGCUGUUUCUGACCUUGUUAAUGUGUUUCUUAUAAAUUGAAGCAAAUUUAGUGUAGUAAUAUCUUUUUGAAAUAAAGUCAAACUUUUUCUUUUAAAAAUAUCAAA
Alligator mississippiensis (American alligator) is the source of this 6767-nucleotide messenger RNA. RefSeq names its product glucagon like peptide 2 receptor (gene GLP2R). NCBI's taxonomy places the organism in Eukaryota, Metazoa, Chordata, Crocodylia, Alligatoridae. Gene Ontology annotation, biological process: cell surface receptor signaling pathway; adenylate cyclase-modulating G protein-coupled receptor signaling pathway. The transcript is spliced from 13 exons. Gene Ontology annotation, molecular function: glucagon receptor activity; peptide hormone binding. The record is from RefSeq and is a predicted model, not a curated record. Bases 214 to 1800 code for a protein of 528 amino acids. Gene Ontology annotation, cellular component: plasma membrane.